UCUCUCUGUGCUCUGAGGUGCUACCUGUAGAUUGGGAGCUGAUGGAGAAUACCAGGAUGCCUCCUCAGCAAAGAGUAGCAUGUGUCUACAGGGUGGGGGCAGGGGCUCUGAGGUUCAGCUCUCCUCGAUAUGGCUGGCCCAGAGGUCCUUUCUGGAUCUGCGGGUGUCAUCUCAGGACGGGGCCAGGCCAUCCAGCUUUGAAUCAGAGCAUCAGUGGCUGAAAAGGCCCCUCUCUUCAUAAAGGUUGACUGACAUCUUGGGCCACCCAGACGAUGUGGAAUGGAGGCCCCAGAACCUACCUGCCCUGGCCCAUCUACCAGGGACAAGCCAGCUCUUGCACCUGGUCUCUCGGGGACCCCAAGAGGGCAGGCCUCACCUCACCUGACCCUGGGCCCAGUCAUUCUGCCUCAGGAGCAGAACCUGCCACCCACUGUGUUCCUGAAGGCCCUGCCCAUCCCCCUGUACCACACUGUACCUCCUGGGGGCCUCCAGCCACGUGCACCCCUGGUGACAGGCAGCCUGGAUGGAGGCAGUGUGCCCUUCAUCCUUAGCCCCUUGCUGCAGCCUGAAGGACCGGGCCCCACACAGGUGGGCAAGCCAGCUGCUCCAACAUUGACAGUAAACAUCGUGGGUGCUCUGCCUGUUCUGUCCCCGGGUCUGGCCCCAACGCUGGGCAGCCCAGGGAAGGUGAGAAAUGCCGGAAAGUACCUGUGCCCACACUGUGGCCGGGACUGCCUGAAGCCCAGUGUUUUGGAGAAGCACAUCCGGUCCCACACGGGAGAGAGGCCCUUCCCAUGUGCCACCUGUGGCAUUGCCUUUAAGACCCAGAGCAACCUGUACAAGCACAGGAGGACGCAGACACACCUCAACAACUCCCGGCUGUCCUUGGAGUCUGAGAGAGGCAGGCACAGCCUCCUGGAUGAGGGGGACAGGGUAAGAGAGCCCUCCACAGCAGAUGGCACGGGGGAAAACCAGAACCAGGGGACACCGGAGACAGCUCUUUCCCCAGGUCCCCAUCUGUCCCUUGCUGCCAAGAACCUAGAAAUGAAGACAGAAGCCACUCCUAAUCCUGAUUCUACACUUGUCCACAGAGAGGGUCCUGUGGACUCCACCCAGAUAGCAUCGCCCCUGGCUAGCUCUCAGCCACGGAGGAAGCUGCCAGAACAGAAGCCAUGCUCCCUGCCACGGCAGCAGGGGAUGACCUUGGAAAAGCCAUGGGACUCCAGGGCCUCGGAGGGCCGGCUCAGGAAGUGUGAGAGCACCGACUCGGGCUACCUGUCCCGCUCGGACAGUGCAGAGCAGCCGCCUGUCCCCUCCAGCCCUCUGCACAGCCUGUCAGAGCACAGCGUGGAGUCCGAGGGGGAAGGAGGCCCAGGCCCGGGGCUUGGGGGUGCCAGGGCCGAGUCCGGGGCCCCAGGGGCCAGCCUGGAGCUGGAGAAGAAGCAGCUGGAGGAGCGCAUCGCCCGGCUCAUCUCACACAACCAGGCCGUGGUGGACGACCCCCAGCUGGACCACGUGCGGCCCCGCAAGACUGUCCUGUCCAAGCAGGGCAGCAUCGACCUGCCCAUGCCCUACACCUACAAGGACUCCUUCCACUUCGACAUCCGGGCACUGGAGCCUGGCCGCAGGAGGGCUGCCCUCUGUCCAGCGCGCUCCACCUUUACCCCCCUGGACAAGGCACGGCCCCUCUUCUUCCACUCUGUCCCCACUCAGCUCUCUACCACGGUGGAAUGUGUCCCCGUCACCAGGAGCAACUCACUACCCUUUGUGGAGGGCUCCAGGACAUGGCCGGAGCCUCGGGACCUGCAGGAUGCCUGCCCCAGGCUGCAGAAGCCCCUGAGUCCCAGGCUUGCCCCAACCCGGGUAGGCUACCACUCUGGGCUGACGUUAGCAGAUGUCCCCAGUGGUCACCCUCGGGCCCUGGUCAGGCAGGCUGCUGUGGAGGACGUGCCAUGUGUCCCCACUGGAGAUACCUCAGCCCCUGCAGAGGACCUGGAUGGAAAGAAAACUCCUGCAGGGGAUGGGGCAGCUAGCAAGAGCCGGGUGGCCAGUAAGAAGACCAACCAGAGGAAACUGAAGAUGUUCUCCCAGGAGAAAUGGCAGGUGUAUGGGAAUGAGACAUUUGAGAGAAUCUACCAGAAGAUGAAAAGCCGCCACCAGGGAGGCCAGAAAGCCAGGAAGGUGAGAGCGGGCCACGAGACAGAACUGAAUCUUCCUCAUCAGGAAGAGGUGGCUGGCGGCAAGGGCGUAACCCUGUCCCAAGAAAGUAAGACCCUCAUCCUUGGGGACAUUUCUGUAGAGGACAAGCCCUGGAGAAGUCUGCCAGCCCCAGAGGAUUCUUUGGAGACUGAGUCCCCUCAACAGAAGAAGACUGUGGCUGGAACAGGAGACACUGACCAGCUCCGGGUGGCCAGGCCUGAGUCAUCCCCCACCCUGAGCAGUAGGGUCCCACACCAUUUGGGCAGCAGGAGCCCUCAGUUUCCUCCAAAGGGGAGGAUGGAACCAGGGUGCCAGCUGCCUCCAUCGCCUAGACCCCUCCAAAGAGAGGAUUUAGGGGAUUCCAGGCUGAUUUUGACAGACCCCAAGCUGGAAAGGGGCCUCCCCAGUGGUGGGAGUGUGAAGGAGACCUGUCCCUGGGCCCAACCUGUCCUGAGACGGCCAAGUGGUGGCUCUGGGGAGCCCCAGUCAUUAGAGGACAAGCUCCCCUCGGAGAGGAAGAAGCUGAAAGUCGAGGGGUUGGACCCCCAGGAGCAACUGAGGCUCUUGGGAACAGAGACUGCGGGUGGCUCUGUGCAGGCUGCCUCCCUGCCAUCCCAGAAGCAAGAUGGUGACCCGCAGGAGAUGCCAGGUGGACCACCUGAGGAUGCUCUGCCCGUGGCUGCACCCCUGGAGUCCUCUUGCACCUCUCCAGCUACUGCUGCUGUCCUGAAGCAGGAAGGCCCAAGGGACAAGGAGCCCAGGCUGCCGCCUGCUGCCAGAGCCCCAGGGCACCAUGUCCAGCUGGCUACCCAGCCUCAGCCUCCUAGUGAUCUCACUGCUGUGGCAGACAGUACCUUUCCCCCAAAGUACCUCCUCAGGCUACCUCAGGGAGAGACCCCCCCUCAGCUGCCCAUCUCUCGGGGGCAGGGACAAGACUCUCUCUGCACAAGUGGGCAGCCUGAACAACGGCGGGUAUCCCUUGUUGGAUCAGAACCAGGGACAUCCCAGUCCCUCAGCCCUGCCUCAGGUCCAACCUCAGGUGAGACAGAUAGAAUCCUGGACCCCAGCUGGUCCAGGCCAAGCGAUGGAAGAGAAGAGGCACAGGCAGGAAAGGAGAAGGCCCAAGUCAGUGUCCCAGCCACCAAGGACUCUCCUGGCUCUGCCACAGGUGUUCCUCAGGAGACAGCCUCCUUCCUGUCUGUGUGCAAUGCCCACGUGGUCCGGGACCCGGGGGAUGCAACCCAUGCCAUCCAUGACCUCUGUACAGACAGGAUAUUGACAAGGGCCAGGACCUCUGGUGAUCUUCUGAAUCCCUGGUCACCCACCUGGGAGCUGGGGCAGCCUCUUGAGAGUGCCCUGGAAGUCCCUUCCAUGGAGCCCCUGGCCGGGCUCAAUGUCUCCUGUCCCUUCCAACCCGGCUCUUUUCUCCCAGCUCCCAUGGGACCCCAGGGCAUGGCUCUCGGCAGGACAGAACUGGCCCCGGCACGGCACUUAGGGACCCCCAGGAGCUGCAGGGCCCAGAGCUCCUUCCCCUCGCUGAGGGCCGAGCCCCGGCUCACGUGGUGUUGCUUGAGCCGCAGCCUGCCUCUGCCAGUGGAGCAGAAGGACAAGACUGCUUCCGUAUACUCAGCUCUGCACUUCCCUGGUGACAGCCUCCAGGAUGAGGGCCCCAGCAUCCUACCCUUCAGCAGUGGAGGAAGGACCAGGACAAGCCCGGGAGGAGGAGGGCCAGUACAGACACCAGAGCUCUCCUACCCAACGGUCCCAGGGAUGAGGGCCCAGGACCCGGUGUUGGAUCCAGAGCGGAAGAAAGGACUGUGUCGUAGGAGGGUGAAGACAUCUCGUGGGGACAGCAGGCAGAAAAAGCUGAGACUCCAUCCCAAAAGGUAG
This is a messenger RNA of Castor canadensis (American beaver), 4089 nucleotides long. The record is from RefSeq and is a predicted model, not a curated record. NCBI's taxonomy places the organism in Eukaryota, Metazoa, Chordata, Mammalia, Rodentia, Castoridae.